AUGGGACUAUGCCCACUGAGUUGGACAAACAACAAGGAGGCCAGUGUGUGUGGACUGGGUGAUGGGAAUGGUCGAGGGAGCUCGGGAUGUCAGGAGUGGGUCCAGGCCAUGCAAGGCUUUGUGGGCUGUGCUGCCUCUGCCUUCCAGGUGAAGCAGAUCAUGGAGGAGGCCGUCACGCGCAAGUUUGUCCACGAAGACAGCAGCCACAUCAUCUCCUUUUGUGCGGCUGUGGAGGCCUGCGUCCUGCAUGGGCUUCGGCGGCGGGCGGCUGGCUUCCUGCGUAGCAACAAGAUCGCAGCUCUCUUCAUGAAGGUGGGCAAGAGCUUCCCUCUGGCUGAGGAUCUGAGCCGCAAGGUCCAGGACCUGGAGCAGCUGAUCGAGAGCGCGCGAAACCAGAUCCAGGGCCUCCAGGAGAACGUGCGGAAGCUGCCGAAGCUGCCCAAUUUGUCCCCACUUGCCAUCAAGCACCUGUGGAUCCGCACAGCCUUGUUUGAGAAGGUCCUGGACAAAAUUGUGCAUUACCUUGUGGAAAACAGCAGUAAAUACUAUGAGAAAGAAGCUCUCUUGAUGGACCCUGUGGAUGGCCCUAUCCUUGCGUCUUUGCUGGUGGGGCCCUGUGCCCUAGAGUACACAAAGAUGAAGACUGCAGAUCACUUCUGGACUGACCCCUCAGCUGAUGAGCUGGUCCAGAGGCACCGCAUCCACAGCUCACACCUGCGGCAGGACUCGCCCACCAAGCGUCCAACCCUCUGUAUCCAGAAGAGGCAUUCGAGUGGCAGCAUGGAUGACCGGCCAUCCCUCUCUGCCCGUGACUAUGUGGAGUCCCUACAUCAGAACUCCCGUGCCACCCUGCUGUAUGGCAAGAACAACGUUUUGGUUCAGCCGAGGGAUGACAUGGAGGCUGUGCCAGGGUACUUGUCCCUGCACCAGACGGCUGACAUCAUGACCUUGAAGUGGACGCCCAACCAGCUGAUGAAUGGAUCUGUGGGGGACCUGGACUAUGAGAAGAGUGUCUACUGGGACUAUGCCAUGACCAUCCGCUUGGAGGAGAUUGUCUACCUGCACUGCCACCAGCAAGUGGACAGCGGCGGGACAGUGGUGUUGGUCAGCCAGGACGGGAUCCAGAGGCCACCCUUCCGCUUCCCCAAGGGUGGGCACCUCCUGCAAUUCCUCUCGUGCCUGGAGAAUGGGCUACUCCCUCAUGGGCAGCUGGACCCGCCACUGUGGUCCCAGCGGGGGAAGGGCAAAGUGUUUCCCAAACUGCGCAAACGAAGCCCUCAGGGUUCUUCCGAGUCCACAUCUUCAGACAAGGAAGAGGACGAGGCCACAGACUAUGUGUUCAGGAUCAUCUACCCCGGCAUGCAGUCUGAAUUUGUUGCCCCCAACCUCUUGGGCAGCACUGCCCCUGUCUCCGUGGGCCCUGACUGGAUGAUGGUUCCUGGAGGCCAGUCCAUGCUGGUGGUGGCCAGGGGGACUCGGUGGGCACAAACCAGAUGGGACACCACCCUCCCCACAGCAAGCCCGAAGGAGCAGCCCCCCAUCCCACAGGAUCUGAUGGAUGUCUCCGUGAGCAACCUCCCACCCCUAUGGCAACCCAGUCCCCGGAAAUCCUCCUGCUCAUCCUGUUCACAGAGUGGCUCAGCCAAUGGCAGCUCAACCAAUGGCUGCAGCCAUGAGAGGGCUCCUCUGAAACUUCUCUGUGACAAUAUGAAGUACCAGAUCCUUUCCAGAGCCUUCUAUGGAUGGCUUGCCUACUGCAGACACCUUUCCACCGUGAGGACCCACCUGUCAGCCCUGGUCAAUCACAUCAUUGUGUCUCCGGAUGUGCCCUGCAAUGCUGGACAGGGGCUGACGGCUGGGAUCUGGGAGCAGUACCUUCAAGACAGCACAAGUUACGAGGAGAAGGAGCUGCUGCGCCUCAUCUACUAUGGGGGCAUCCAGCCAGACAUCCGCAGGGCCGUGUGGCCCUUCCUCCUAGGCCACUACCAGUUCGGGAUGACGGAAAUAGAAAGGAAGGAGGUGGACGAGCAGAUUCAUGCCUGCUAUGCACAGACCAUGGCUGAGUGGCUGGGCUGUGAGGCGAUCGUGAGGCAGAGAGAGCGUGAGUCCCAUGCAGCUGCCCUGGCCAAAUGCUCGUCGGGGGCCAGCCUGGACAGCCACCUACACCGGAUGAUGCACAGGGACUCCACCAUCAGCAACGAGUCCUCCCAGAGCUGCAGUUCGGGCCACCAGAACAUCCGCCUGCCCAGCGACUCCAGCAACAGCACACAGGUGUUUGAGUCUGUGGAUGAGGUGGAGCAGGUGGAGGUAGAAGGCAGGUUGGAAGAGAAACAGCCCAAGAUCCCCAAUGGAAACCUGGUGAAUGGCACUUGUUCCCCAGACUCUGGUCAUCCUUCCUCCCACAACUUCUCCUCAGGCCUCUCGGAGCACUCGGAGCCCAGUCUGAGCACAGAAGACAGUGUGUUGGAUGCCCAACGGAAUGCCCCCUUGGUGCUUCGACCUGCGGACAGCAGCAUGGAGGAUAGGCAGAGCAGCGAGGCCACCACAUCCCGGGAUGAGGCCCCCCGUGAGGAGCUGGCUGUGCAGGACAGCCUGGAGAGCGACCUCCUCACCAACGAGAGCAUGGAUGAGUUCAUGUCCAUCACUGGCAGCAUGGACGUGGCUCUGCCUGAAAAGGAUGGCACCACCAUGGAGGGCUGGCAGGGCAGUGAGGUGGAAAAGCAGAGCCAGGUGGACAGUGAGGACAACCUCUCAGAGGAGCCUGAGAUGGAAAGCCUCUUCCCUGCCCUGGCUUCUCUGGCCGUGACCACUUCUGCCAACAAUGAGGCAUCUCCUGUGUCUUCCAGUGGCGUCACUUACUCUCCAGAGCUGCUGGACCUCUACACAGUGAAUCUGCACCGGAUCGAGAAGGACGUGCAGAGGUGCGACCGCAACUACUGGUACUUCACACCCGCCAACUUGGAGAAGCUGCGCAACAUCAUGUGCAGCUACAUCUGGCAGCACAUUGAGAUCGGCUAUGUCCAAGGCAUGUGUGACCUCUUGGCUCCACUGCUGGUCAUUCUUGAUGAUGAAGCCCUCGCCUUCAGCUGCUUCACAGAGCUCAUGAAGAGGAUGAACCAGAACUUCCCCCAUGGAGGCGCCAUGGACACGCACUUUGCCAACAUGAGGUCGCUGAUCCAGAUCCUGGACUCUGAGCUUUUUGAGCUGAUGCAUCAGAACGGGGACUACACUCACUUCUACUUCUGCUACCGCUGGUUCCUGCUGGAUUUCAAGCGAGAACUCAUCUAUGAUGAUGUCUUUUCUGUCUGGGAAACCAUCUGGGCAGCCAAACACGUCUCGUCUGCCCACUACGUCCUGUUCAUCGCACUGGCUCUUGUGGAAGUCUACCGCGACAUCAUCUUGGAGAACAACAUGGAUUUCACAGACAUCAUCAAAUUCUUUAAUGAAAUGGCCGAGCGACACAACACCAAGCAAGUCCUAAAGCUGGCCCGGGACCUCGUGUACAAGGUGCAGACUCUGAUUGAGAACAAGUGA
This is a messenger RNA of Cynocephalus volans (Philippine flying lemur), 3534 nucleotides long. RefSeq names its product small G protein signaling modulator 1 (gene SGSM1). Lineage: Eukaryota; Metazoa; Chordata; Mammalia; Dermoptera; Cynocephalidae. Gene Ontology annotation, molecular function: GTPase activator activity. Gene Ontology annotation, biological process: activation of GTPase activity. Bases 1 to 3534 code for a protein of 1177 amino acids. The record is from RefSeq and is a predicted model, not a curated record. The transcript has 25 exons.